Molecule: messenger RNA, 1128 nt
Organism: Cladophialophora carrionii CBS 160.54
Lineage: Eukaryota; Fungi; Ascomycota; Eurotiomycetes; Chaetothyriales; Herpotrichiellaceae
Exons: 1
Coding region: 1-1128 (375 amino acids)
Source: RefSeq, a predicted model, not a curated record
AUGGAGGUGCGUCGAGCCGCGUUCACUACCUCGACGUCGUCGCCGCACACACUCUUCGCCAUCAUUUAUGCUGGCGCGUGUUACCGAUCAUACUUCAAGGACGCCGUGCCGGGCGACAAUUUGCUCCAGCUACAAGCCAAACAGCAAGCGCUGGCUCAUCUUCGAGAAGCAGUACAACAGGCGGACGGAAACCCUACAGACGAAAUGCUGAUGACUAUAGCGCUCCUGGCCAUUCAUGGUUCUGUGCAGCCGUUGAAGCCUCCGCGGUUCACGGCGCCUUUGUACAGAGAUAACGAGUUUUACUCAAAUGUGAAGUUUGACCAAACCCAUUUGCGCGCAUUGCGAACGCUUGUUGGUCAAAGGGGAGGCUUGAAAAAGCUCGGGAUCCACGGCUUGAGUAACAUCAUAUCGAUGAUCGACACAUUCCAGAGUCUCAUGUGUCUGAACAAACCACGGUUCGAACCUCUGUUUUCGGCCUCAGCGCUCUCGGCAGUACUGCAGGAAACAUGGGAUGAUGUUACGUGGACCCGGUUCGGUAAACAAGAAGAUGGAUUCCAGUUUCUGGACAACUACGAGGAUGGGUUCCGGCUGCGCCGCAUCAUUUUCCAAACUCGAAUACUCCUGGAAACAUACUCGCUCUUUCUCCGCAAUCCUCGACAAGCUCCGGAUUUGAUGGUGGCGGUUCACACCCGCCGCUCUUUACAGCAUGCAGCCCUACUCCUGGAUCACAGGGCUGAGUGUCUGUUUGAGGCUGCACGGCUUGCUGCCAUUAUCUUCCUUGCUGAACUCGGGUGGACGUUGCCAGUGGUUGGCGGUUUCCAGGACACAGCCACAGCACUUCUCCUCCGGACGUUGAAAGAGUGCGGUCUCCAACAAUGCUGGCAAACUCAUCCUGAUUUUCUCAUAUGGGCAACAGUGAUGGGUGGGCUCGCGGCGCAUCAGACCCCUCGACUUCGAGAUUUCGCCGAGUUGCUAGGAGAGGCAUCCCUGCCGGUGACCAAAGACUCUUGGCUGCAAGUCAAGUCCCUUUCACUCAAGUUCUUGCCCUUCGAGUAUGAGCUUACUGGUACCUGUCAUGCUUUCUGGGAUGAAGCGUGCGACCUGCUAUCAGGCGAACUGGUGACUUGA